GAAGUCCGCUCCAGAACCUUCACUCUUUUGAAGAUGUCGCGUCGAGAGCACAAUGACAGCGUCAAGAGGAUUAAGCUCAAUGUUCCGAUGUUGCCUAGCACUGCCUAGAGCUGCUGUUUGUCAGAGCAGGUCAUGGCCGAGAAAUGUAUUUACGGGAAUUUGCAACAAGCAUAGGGAAGGCAUACUUUUUGGCAUGGGCAACCCCCUGUUGGACAUCUGUGUCAACAGCAACGAGGACUUCCUGAAGAAAUACGACUUGGAGGCCAACAAUGCAAUCCUGGCUGAGGAGAAGCACAUUCCCAUGUACAAAGAGAUGGCAGAGAUGGACGGUGUGGAGUACAUUGCUGGGGGAGCCACACAGAACUCCAUGAGAGUAGCACAGUGGAUUCUGAGAGAGCCCAAGUGCGCCACCUUCAUGGGAUCCACCGGCAAGGACGAGUUUGGCAAGACGUUGGCGAAAAAGGCCGAGGAAGCGGGUGUCGUUGUGCGCUACCAGAAGCAGGACGACUAUUCCACAGGUACAUGUGCUGUAAUUGUGACAAAGAGUGGAACAUGCAGGUCACUUGUAGCCAAUCUUGCCGCUGCCAAUCACUUUACCAAGUCCCACCUGGAAAUUGCCGAGAACAAAGCCCUUAUGGAGAAGGCCAACUUCUACUAUAUCUCUGGAUUCUUCCUCACUGUGUCACCCGAGUCGAUCCUGAUGGUGGGCGAACACGCCUGCGAGAACAACAAGGUGUUUUGUAUGAACCUGUCAGCCCCAUUCCUGUGCGAGUUCUUCAAGGACCCCAUGAUGAAGGCCUUCCCGUACAUUGACAUCCUCUUCGGAAAUGAAACGGAAGCUGCCAAGUUUGCUGAGAUCCAUGAAUUUGGUACAACAGAUGUAAAAGACAUAGCCCUAAAGACAGCUGCCUUGCCCAAGAAGAACUCCAAGAGAGAACGUAUUGUUGUGUUCACUCAAGGAGCAGAGGACAUUAUUGUGGCCAGAGAUGGCAAGAUCACACAAUUCCCCGUAGUCAGACUUCCCACUGAAAAGCUCAUUGACACAAAUGGUGCUGGUGAUGCUUUUGUUGGAGGCUUUGUAGCACAGCUGGUCCAGGGAAAGCCAAUCGAGUCAUGUAUAAAGUGCGGCAUAUGGGCAGCCACUGAGAUCAUUCAGAGAUCAGGAUGCAGUUUUCCAGCUGACCUUCACUAUACAGAAUAAAUGUCUGUUCUUUGGCUUAGAUUUUUGUAAACAUCUAGAGGCCAAUAAACCCUUAGGAGUCUGGUAGAUAAAUACAGAAAAUACUUUCUUAAAAUGAGGGCAUUUAAUUUUAUUUGUUUGUUCUUGUUUCUUGCAAAGCAAACUUUUGAAAGUCUUUUAUAAAUGAUCAUAUUUGUUAAACAAAGGUCAAAAACUUUUUAUAAACAGACGAUGAAA
Molecule: messenger RNA, 1417 nt
Organism: Penaeus monodon (black tiger shrimp)
Lineage: Eukaryota; Metazoa; Arthropoda; Malacostraca; Decapoda; Penaeidae
Gene: Adk2
Product: adenosine kinase 1-like
Exons: 9
Coding region: 53-1201 (382 amino acids)
Biological process (GO): purine ribonucleoside salvage
Cellular component (GO): nucleus; cytosol
Molecular function (GO): adenosine kinase activity
Source: RefSeq, a predicted model, not a curated record